Messenger RNA from Acomys russatus (golden spiny mouse), 603 nucleotides. It is a transcript of the gene Hes2, whose product is annotated as hes family bHLH transcription factor 2. Gene Ontology annotation, cellular component: nucleus. Lineage: Eukaryota; Metazoa; Chordata; Mammalia; Rodentia; Muridae. Bases 91 to 543 code for a protein of 150 amino acids. Gene Ontology annotation, molecular function: protein dimerization activity; RNA polymerase II cis-regulatory region sequence-specific DNA binding; DNA-binding transcription factor activity, RNA polymerase II-specific. The record is from RefSeq and is a predicted model, not a curated record. The transcript has 4 exons. Gene Ontology annotation, biological process: regulation of neurogenesis; anterior/posterior pattern specification; regulation of transcription by RNA polymerase II.
CUUCAAUUCUUUGCUCUGCCUUGCAGCAGGGUCAAGGAUUCUUCUCCACGAGGUAACGGACCCUUUGCACCUUUCGUUUUCCCGCCGAUCAUGAGGGUGCCCAGAAGAGUAGAGGACGCGGCGGAGCUGCGCAAGAGCCUGAAGCCUCUGCUGGAGAAGCGCCGGCGCGCACGCAUCAACGAGAGCCUGAGCCAGCUAAAGGGGCUCGUUUUGCCGCUUUUGGGAGCGGAGACUUCCCGCUACUUGAAGCUGGAGAAAGCGGACAUCCUGGAGAUGACCGUGCGUUUCCUGCAGGAGCAGCCCGCAUCCCUCUACCUUACCUCGGAGCCUUUGGAUAGCUACUUGGAGGGCUACCAGGCUUGUCUGGCACGCCUAGCCCGCGUGCUUCCCGCCUGCAGCGUCCUGGAGCCCCCCAUAAGUGAGCGCUUGUUGGCGCACCUAAGGCAGAGGACUAUCCGCGGUGACCCACCCUCAGAGACGCCACCACCCACCCCAGCUCCAGCUUCUCCACCGGGCAGUCCUAGCCUCUGGCGGCCAUGGUAGGCUCCUGGGCGCACCCCAGGAUCCUGCUUCUGGCUGUCAGAGACCUGGAUGAGUUAGCUG